GGGCUCACCCCCUGAGCCAGACAUGGAGUGCAGGCUGUCUGCAAGAGCUGUGGGUCCCAGUGCUGCUGUGGAUCCUCAUGGCUCCCACUGGGCACCCAAGGCCAGCAUCCAGAGCACUGCAGAUAAACCUAAUGGCUGGGGUACCAGCUUCAGCCCCCAUGGGCAGGGUGCGGCUGGGGGUCACUCUGUCUGUCUGUCUGUGUGUGUGGGGGGUCUCAUCUUGACUCUCUGGGAGAAAGGGCAGAAAGCCCUGAGAGCAGAGGAGGAAGCCACUUCCCAGGCUGAACCUGGUGCCCGUGCCAUGCCCCCUGCCCAGAUGUGCCCUGCAGUGGGUACCCUGCUUAGCAGGCAGCAGAGUGCAGCUCCUGCCUAUCUAGGAUGCAGCAGGCUGCCUUCCUCCAAUCCCCGUUGGGCUCAGCUCAGGGCUCCGAGCCCCCAGGGCGCAGCUGGGGGACAGCAGAGUCCUUCGGCAGGAGCGCGCGGGUACAAGGAGCACAGAAAGACAGCGAGGAGAAGCGCAGGCUGGCUUCUGAGUCAGCACGGACAGCCCUGGUCCCACCCUCCAUCCCGGCUGCGGAGUCUCCUCCUCGCCCUCUCCCCCCCGCCCGCUCUUCCUUCCCCGGGUCCCAAGCGCUGAAACCACCCCCAGACCCGGACCCGGCCUCUCCCUCCUUCCUCCCUUCGCUGCAGCUCGAUGUGAAUCUGAGCCCAGCGACAUGGGGCUGCACGACUCCUUCUUGGCGCUGCUGCUUCUUCUGGGGGGUGCCUGGGCUCAGCAGGCUGAAAUCAACGCCCGUGUCCUCAGGGCUCAGGCUGUGCCGGGGGCCUAGUGGAAAGCGGUGCUGUGCCACACUGCUCUGCUUGCCCUCAGACUGCCCCGUGGACCUGUUCUUUGUGCUGGACACCUCUGAAAGUGUCGCCCUGAGGGUGAAGCCCUUCGGGGACCUCGUGGCGCAAGUUAAAGACUUCACCAACCGCUUCAUCGAUAAGUUGACCGAAAGGUACUUCCGCUGUGACCGCUUCCUGGCAUGGAACGCUGGGGCUCUGCACUACAGCGACUCUGUCGUCAUCAUCAAGGACCUCACUGCCAUGCCCAGCGGCAGGGCUGAGCUGAAGAACAGCGUGUCAGCCAUCAACUACAUUGGGAAAGGCACCCACACUGACUGCGCCAUCAAGCAGGGCAUCGAGCGGCUGCUCUUGGGUGGCUCCCAUCUCAAGGAGAAUAAAUACCUGAUCGUGGUGACUGAUGGACACCCUUUGGAGGGGUACAAGGAGCCCUGCGGAGGCCUGGAUGAUGCUGCUAAUGAAGCCAAACAUUUGGGGAUCAAAGUGUUCUCUGUCGCCAUCUCACCCCACCACCUGGACCAACGUCUCAACAUCAUUGCCACAGACCAUGCCUACCGCCGCAACUUCACUGCCACAAGCCUGAAGCCAACCCGGGAUCUUGAUGUGGAGGAGACCAUCAACAACAUCAUUGAGAUGAUUAAAGACAACAUGGAGCAAUCGUGCUGCUCCUUUGAGUGCCAUCCUCCCCGAGGACCCCCAGGACCUCCUGGUGACCCAGGCCACGAGGGAGAAAGAGGAAAGCCAGGUCUUCCUGGUCAGAAGGGAGAUGCUGGAGACCCUGGCAGGCCAGGGGACAUGGGGCCCGUUGGCUACCAAGGAAUGAAGGGCGACAAAGGAAGUCGAGGAGAAAAGGGCUCGAGAGGAGCCAAAGGAGCCAAGGGUGAGAAGGGCAAGCGUGGGAUUGACGGCAUUGAUGGCAUGAAGGGAGAAGCUGGAUACCCUGGGCUACCUGGCUGCAAAGGCUCACCUGGAUUUGAUGGAACUCAGGGCCCACCUGGACCAAAGGGCGAUCCUGGUGCUUAUGGACCCAAGGGAGGAAAGGGGGAGCCUGGGGAAGAUGGAAAACCUGGCCGGCAGGGCAUUCCUGGUAGCCCUGGAGAGAAGGGUGCUCCUGGCAACAGGGGAGAGCCUGGACCCUUAGGGGAGACAGGGGAUGAGGGCUCCCCAGGCGCAGAUGGUCCUCCAGGAGAGCGGGGCAGCAAUGGAGAAAGAGGACCCCCAGGCUCGCCAGGUGACCGUGGGCCACGAGGAGAUCUGGGAGAGCCUGGACCACCUGGUGACCAGGGGCGGGAAGGACCUCUUGGACCACCUGGAGACCAGGGUGAGCCUGGGCCCCCAGGACCAAAGGGCUACAGAGGAGAUGAUGGCCCCCGUGGCAAUGAGGGCCCCAAGGGAUCGCCUGGAGCACCUGGGUUGCCUGGAGAUCCUGGCCUAAUGGGAGAAAGGGGCGAGGAUGGUCCUCCUGGUAAUGGCACAAUUGGAUUCCCGGGUGCCCCUGGGCAGCAAGGAGACAGAGGGGACCCUGGCAUUAAUGGAACAAAAGGAUAUGUUGGUCCUAAAGGUGAUGAAGGAGAAGCUGGAGACCCUGGCAAUGAUAACCCAACCGCUGGUCCCAGUGGGAUCAAAGGAGCAAAGGGCCACAGGGGUCCUGAAGGCCGCCCGGGACCACCUGGACCUGUGGGGCCUCCAGGACCAGAUGAGUGUGAAAUCUUGGACAUCAUCAUGAAGAUGUGCUCAUGCUGUGAGUGCACCUGUGGUCCUGUCGACCUCCUCUUCGUGUUGGACAGCUCAGAGAGUAUUGGCCUGCAGAACUUCCAGAUUGCCAAGGAUUUCAUCAUCAAAGUCAUUGACCGCCUAAGCAAAGACGAGCGUGUGAAGUUUGAGCCUGGGGAGUCCCGAGUGGGCGUUGUGCAGUACAGCCACAACAACACGCAGGAGCUGGUGGCUAUGGGAGAUGCCAACAUAGACAACAUUGGGGCACUCAAACAGGCGGUCAAGAAUCUGAAAUGGAUUGCUGGGGGCACCCACACAGGAGAAGCCCUGCAGUUCAGCAAGGAAAACCUGCUGCGGAGGUUCACCUCCAACAAUAACGUGGCCAUCGUCAUCACAGAUGGACGCUCUGACACGCUGCGGGACCGUACCCCACUGACUUCUCUGUGUGAGGUCACCCCGGUGGUUUCCCUUGGAAUAGGCGACAUUUUCCGGAACAACCCAAACCCAGAUCAACUGAAUGACAUCGCUUGUUUAGGCAUGCCAAGGAGACAAGGACUGUCCAUUCAGAGAGACAACUAUGCCGAGCUCCUAGAUGACUCCUUCUUGCAGAACAUCACCUCGUACGUGUGCCGAGAGAAGAAAUGUCCGGACUAUACCUGCCCAAUCACUUUUGCCAAUCCGGCAGACAUCAUGCUGUUGGUGGACAGCUCCACCAGCGUGGGCAGCAAGAACUUUGACACCACCAAGAACUUUGUGAAGCGGCUUGCAGAGCGGUUCCUUGAGGCCAGCAAGCCAGCCGAAGAUUCUGUGCGCGUCUCGGUGGUCCAGUACAGCGGCAGAAACCAGCAGAAGGUCGAAGUCCCAUUUCAGCGCAACUACACGGUCAUCGCCAAAGCUGUUGACAACAUGGAGUUCAUGAACGAAGCUACAGAUGUCAAUGCCGCUCUGCAGUACAUCAUGGGGCUGUACCAGCGGUCCUCUCGUGCUGGGGCGAAGAAGAAGGUGCUGGUGUUUUCUGAUGGCAACUCACAGGGGAUCACUGCAAGGGCCAUCGAGAGGACUGUGCAGGAAGUUCAGCAGGCUGGUAUUGAGGUCUACGUGCUGGCAGUGGGCAGCCAAGUCAACGAGCCCAAUGUCCGCGUCCUGGUAACAGGGAAGAGCACAAACUAUGACGUUGCCUAUGGGGAGCGUCACCUGUUCCGUGUGCCUGACUAUACCUCCCUGCUGCGUGGCGUCUUCUACCAAACUGUCUCCAGGAAGAUAGCUGUUGACUGAGCACCCAAGUGGGUUUCUACCAGGGCCACUCUGGCUUCUCUCUCACCCAAGAAUGAAAAACGACAAGACAAAAAAAAUUUAACAGUAUUCUUGACCAACUUGAGGAACUUGCAUCUAUACAGAAAGCCAUAGUGCAACAGCCUGUCUGUGCACAGUCUCCUUCCUUCUCUACCUUCUUCUCCAUCUGCAUCUCUGCCCUUCUAGCCUUGAGCCUUCCACCCCUGCCCGGUGACUGCCUCUCACUUAACUCCCUGCAGCAGGCAAGCAUCAGUACACCUAGCAGUAGCCCUCCUGAACACCAGAAGCAACCUCAUCUCUCUGGUUUUUGCCAAGAAAGAACCAGGAUGAGGAAUGUUGUACCACUAAGGACUUGCUCAGUCCCACAAGGUUGAUUAUACCCUUUUUAGAUACAGUUUUUUUUCUUCGUUUGCCUCUUCCAUUCAUUCAUCAGCUGAGCACUUUCCCAGCUGACAAUGGUCCUAACCCAGCACUGUGCUUCAGCAUUUCAGUAAGUUUUGAGAGGGGAUCAUUGUCAUGGCUGGCAAGUUUGGUUCACGUCUCCCACGCUGGUGGGAAGAGAUGGACUUAUUAUCUGAACCACCUGUGCACUAGGCAGAGCUGGAAGCAUUUCUGGCCUCCUGUGCAGUGCGAUGGACCACUGACUUCCCAGGGCUGGAUUGGAGGUGGGUGGUGGAGCACACCUCAAUGCUGACAUUCCCAUCCAGAGCAGGGGGGCUGAGCACCAACCAAGGAGAGAUAGCCAACAGCCACUGGGAAGGGGGGAACGUGACAAGAAGCUGCACUCCUUCACUAACCGAUUUUGUGGUCCUACAGUGAAACCAAGAACCUCAUAAGUAACCUGAUGACUUGCCUUAUGGUCCAAACGCCAUGCUGGAAAAUCUCUCUGAGCCCAGUUAGUGGUUUUUUGUUGGUUUUUUUUUUUUUUUUUCAAUAGUGUCAAGCUGUCUAUUUCCCAGUGAGCUCUCUGGGACUAUUGUUUCUACCAGACUAUAUAGGAGUUAGACACCUAGGCCUACUAACUCUACUAUAUAUUGAAUUAGGGCCUAUUCCACAGCCCAGCCACGUCAAGAGAAAGGCUGCCAUUAUCUGCCAGGGGCUUUGAAUCACACCCUGCAGAUACCAAAGGUGCUAUCACUAUGUGGGUGAUGUGGGCCCUUGGUGUUUACACAUAUGUUUCCAGGACCACACUGAAGAUGUGGUUUGGCUGGGUGCGAUUUUGUUCAGUGCUUCCAUUGGUGCUCUUGCUAUGAAUUCAUGCGCUUCUGAGAAAGCAACAGUGAUUUCCAGGUAUCGCCAUCAUCCCAAACUAUUUUGUAUCCAGAAGUUACUUUUAUUUUAUGCCUGUGUUUUACUAAAAGUUGUCCACUUCAGAAAUUUGUCAAAUAAAUUGUUUUCCACAA
Messenger RNA from Gallus gallus (chicken), 5255 nucleotides. RefSeq names its product collagen type VI alpha 1 chain (gene COL6A1). Bases 379 to 3834 code for a protein of 1151 amino acids. Gene Ontology annotation, biological process: angiogenesis; endothelial cell morphogenesis. The record is from RefSeq and is a predicted model, not a curated record. The transcript has 34 exons. NCBI's taxonomy places the organism in Eukaryota, Metazoa, Chordata, Aves, Galliformes, Phasianidae.